Symbiodinium pilosum is the source of this 609-nucleotide messenger RNA. Lineage: Eukaryota; Dinophyceae; Suessiales; Symbiodiniaceae. The record is from the annotation of a GenBank genome assembly.
AUGCCGAGGCUCUUUGCAGUGGCUCUAAACCUGGCGCCAGACUUCUUCCUUAAGCGCGCGAGCCGCGCUCCUAUCUGGCCGGUGACGAUUGCCCACUAUCCCCCGCAAGAGAGCAAACCGGAGGGCGACCACUCGAGGAUUCAGCCACACUGGGAUCGCACCUUGUUCUCUUUGAUCACUACCAGCGAUGUCGGAGACGAAGAUUCUGAGGGCGGGUUGCAGAUCCUGGUGGAUUCUGCCACGGGCGAGGGCGUCGAUGGGCGCGCACAAGUCGAGGGCCGCGACGUGGAGUGGCAACAGGUGGUGCGGCCAAAGAACGGCUUCGUGGUCAAUGUUGGGGAGAUGAUGAGCCGCUGGUCGAAUGGACGUAUGAAACACGUGGUGCAUCGCGUGCCGAACCCAGUUCCCGGCCGAGACCAGGUUGGCAGGAUCAGCCUCAUGGCAUUCAUCCUCCCUGAUUAUGAUGCCACAGUUGAGUGCAUCCACUGUCAUGAGGAUGGGUCCGAGCCUCUCUACGAGAAGACCUGGGUCGGGGAGAUGAUGAACUGGGGUUCCAAGCUGCCCAUUUACAACCAGACGAAGCCUGGCUUCUUGGGUUCUUGGGGUUGA